AUGGGCUCAUGGGAUUAUUACUGCGCUUUGUGCGGGUCUACCUUCCAAGGAGAGCGUUUUGUUUCCAGAAAACCACGCACAGCCCGGUACUUAUGGCGAAAGCAACGCGAAGCUGACUUUGAUGCAUUGGUAGCUGCAGACCCCUUGAAUGGCCGAAUCGAUUUUCGGAGGUUCAACGAAGAAACUGCUGCUGGUGAAGACAAUCUUGAUAACGAAUCAUUGUCUAGCCAAGAUGAGGAUGACACCUAUGAUUGCUCGAUCAUCUCCAAAGAGGAUGCCACAUGGUCCAAUAAUCUCCAAUGCCUUGGCGUGAAUAGUGAUUAUCCUUUUCGCAGCAAUGCAUUUCUUUCUGACAUUGGCUGUGAUGACGAAUUCGGCGCUGUCUCUGCCGAACCAGGCAGCGAUUCUAGCGCGCCCGACGAUUUGGACGAUUAUAAGGCUUACGAUCAGAACGAAAAUUACCCACUCUUCCCUUUUCACCCCAAGUGCUUUCAGCUGCUCCAACAGACUGUCGCAUUCCAGCGAGGUUUCCAAAUAAAAGCCAAAUCGCUACUCGAUGGUGACUGGGAGUUGAACGUGCCCGGUGGUGAUUUUGACAAGGAUGUGCUGUACAGGGUCUUCCGCAAUUUGCAGAGUGAUGCACAGCUGGAUAUCUCAUAUGGAGAGCCAGAGCUACCUCACGAUCAAUACUGGCUUGCGAACCCGGGAGAGGAACUCUUCAUUGCAGACCCUGGAAAGCGAAACCCCCAUGCCAUGAAUGCGAUUGAUGAUAUGUGGCGUGAAAUACACUCUCCCAAAUCAGGACUUGAGCCGGACAUUACAGGAAUCUGUAACUUGAACUUGAAAUUGAUGGACGACCCGUUUGCACACUUCCCGCUCGAAUUACUCCUGAUUAUCAUCUCAGCACUCCAGCCUCGCUCGCUUUUAAACCUCAUGCAAGCCUCGCCUCACAUACGACGUGGAUUGAGCCGUACCAGCUUCUCAUAUUGGAAACGGCGAUUUGAGACAGAUUUGCCAUGGUUCUACGAAGUUCACUCUUUCUUACAGGGCAUUCCCAGUCCAGCCAGCUUUGAUGCUAGAGAGCUUCCUGGCAAGUCGCUCUCGCAUUUCUUUGCAUGGGCAUACCAUACUACCACCCCUCGGUGGGGAUUACAUGGCCCUUUCAUGGGAAUUGCCAAUCGUCGACGGAUUUGGGAAGCAUGCAACCAACUCGUGGGUCCGUACUUGGCUUUGGUCAAACCCGAAGAUAGAAACACAGAAGUGGAAGAAGACGGACAGUUCCACAGUGAUAAAAGCUGA
Messenger RNA from Penicillium cosmopolitanum, 1299 nucleotides. RefSeq lists its product as uncharacterized. NCBI's taxonomy places the organism in Eukaryota, Fungi, Ascomycota, Eurotiomycetes, Eurotiales, Aspergillaceae. Bases 1 to 1299 code for a protein of 432 amino acids. The record is from RefSeq and is a predicted model, not a curated record. The transcript has a single exon. Gene Ontology annotation, molecular function: protein binding.